GACGAAACGCGUAAACAGAGAGUCAACAUGUAAACAGGCCACUCCGCGAGACAAACAACGUGGGGGCCGCGGGCUGUUCACCGAGCGAGGCUUUGCUUUUGCUCGGGUUUUGCGUACACGUUCGUUCGUCCGUUGUGUGUCGGAUUUAUAGAGAUCUCGAGCAGUCGCGUCGGUUUAUACAAUAAAAAAAAAAAAAAAAAAAAAAACUACCGGCUUCUUUCCAAUCUUCAAAAUUCCUAUAACCUUGAAAAGUUUCUUUUCCUUUCUUAAUUGAAACAUUUUUAGGUUCUUAACCCUGUGUGUUUUUUUUUUUUUUUUUUUUUUUUUUUUUUAAAAAAGAAAAUGGGUAGUUGAAGUGAGGAAGUUGGUUGGUGUUUAGGUUAGUAUUACGAAAAGUGUAGUUUCGUGUGUGUUAAGUGGAAAAUUGGUGUUUAUUUUUGGAGGGAAAAAAAAAUAGUGCAUAUUUUAAUAGUUUAAUGAGGAGGAUAUGUGUUGUUCCACGUGGAUUGAAUAUUGUGUGUGUGUGUGAGUGUGUAUGUGUUUGCAUCGCUCGAGGUGUCAAGGUUGACGCAUAGUUCUUUAUGAGCCUGGGUAAUAUUGUUGAUGAGACGACAAGAAGAUCAUUACAUAGCUCGCUACUACCAACAGGUGUACGGACGCUGAAUUACGUCACCUUAAGAAUCAUCGAAUACAAGCGUCAGUCAUGAAUUAUUCAUCAAUUUCUCAAGUUCAAUAAAAAAAAAAAGAAAAAAAAAUGGCAUGUUGAUGGACACAUUGGCGAAAACCCGUUCGAUAACGGAUCUUGGGGGAAGGACUUCCCAGCAGUGCCCUGGCAGCUGACUCCUCGCGGCCUCGGCCGACCAAGUGACGAUGGCAUAAUGGAUCAUGACACAGACGGAGACGGCGCGAUCAACCUGUCAACGUCGCAGCGACCCUCCGCCUCAACCACCCCUAAUGGUGAAACCCCGACCUACGGACAAGAACAACAAGACAACGAUCAGGCAAAUUCACUAUUCGCGGCAUUAAAACAACAACAGUCUAGAGAAGCAGCAAGGGAAAGUCGUGAAAGAGAAAGACCACCUCGGAGUAGAGAAAGAGGACCAAGUGGACCCGAAAGUGAUCAGCAAGACCUCACAAUCGAAUAUCAAAGCAAUGGAAAGCUCAGUCCUGCUGGGCACACAAUAACAACAGCACCCAUGACCCAACAAAAGCAACCGAUCAUCACACAGCAACCACAACAACCAAGUUCAGUAGGACCAGGUUCACAACCAAGUCCACAUCAGAGUCCUCAAGCCCCGCAGAGGGGUUCACCACCGAACCCCACACAGGGUCUACCGCCAGGAGGCCCGCCGGGGGGACCACCACCCUCGCAAACACCUUCGCAGAUGAUGUUAAAUCCUGCGAGUGGUCUGCAUCAAAUGCAACAACUUCUUCAACAACACAUUUUUAGUCCCACACAAUUACAAUCAUUUAUGCAGCAACACACGCUUUAUCUUCAACAACAGCAAAAUCAUCAGGACUCCCCAUCCGAGCAUGUAUCAAAUCAAGAACGUUUUGGUUACUUUUCAUCUUUAAAAAGCCAUCAACAUCAACUAGAAUUAGGUCGAAAACAUUUGGAACAAACAAUGCAACAAUUGCAAGAGCAAUUACAAUUAAAUCUCAUUCAACAAACGCAUUUACUGCAAACGGCAGACAAGAAAAAAUCAUCUGGACCCCUUCAACAACUUGCACUGCAACAACAACAACUUAUACAACAACUUCAGAUGACGCAGAGGCAAUAUCUUCUUCUUCAAGGUCACAAUCAUUCUUCGGGCUUGCAACAAACUGAGGGAAUGCUUACGUGGAAGACCGAAUCCCAAGAUGGAACUGAAUCACAUCAAAAUAAUGCAGUCUCGAAAUCUAAUUCCGGGCUGAAUGGACUUCUACAUUCGACACUAUCGAGUCGGCGUUCAGAAGUUAAUGGAACAACUCCGUUAGAUGAAAAACCACUAGACAUCUCCUGUAACGACAAAGCCCACCCACUCUAUGGCCAUGGGGUUUGUAAGUGGCCUGGCUGUGAAGCAAUUUGUGAAGACUAUCAAGCAUUCCUUAAGCACUUAAAUACAGAACACACGUUGGACGACAGGUCGACAGCUCAAGCAAGAGUUCAAAUGCAAGUGGUUUCACAGCUGGAAAUUCAGCUACAAAAGGAACGCGAUCGGUUAACCGCCAUGAUGCAUCAUCUGCACGUGGCAAAACAAAUGGCUUCGCCGGAACCACCAAAGUCAUCUGAGUCGUCGACGAGUUCGAGUUUACCAAAGUUAAGUUUAUCGUCCGCCCUAAUGAGUCAACCACCGCCAAAUUUUGGAGUAUCGCAAGUGUCUCCAGUUUCCAUGUCCGCAUUGGUGUCAGCAGUGAGGUCACCUGGAGGACAAUUACCACCUUCGGCCGGUGGUACACCAUUGCCACCAAUUCCUAAUAUGUCGACUAUGACCGGAAUGCCACCAAUGCCCAAUAUGCCCGGUAGUAUGACUAGUAUGGCUGGACCCAUAAGAAGAAGGAUCAGCGACAAGUCUGCUCUUUCACUAACAGGAGGACUGUUUGAGGAGGGCACUGUAAGGCGCAGAGUAUCCGUCGAUAGAUCUGGAUUAGAUAUUAACGAAGAAAUUCAACGUAAUAGGGAAUUUUACAAAAAUGCCGAUAUAAGACCACCAUUCACGUACGCUUCUUUAAUUCGACAGUCGAUAAUCGAAUCCCCGGAAAAGCAGCUGACAUUGAACGAAAUUUACAACUGGUUUCAAAAUACGUUCUGCUAUUUCCGACGCAACGCAGCUACAUGGAAGAACGCGAUCCGCACCAAUCUAUCAUUGCACAAGUGUUUUGUGCGCUAUGAGGACGACUUCGGGUCAUUCUGGAUGGUGGACGACGCCGAGUUCGUAAAGCGGCGGCAUCUGUCCCGCGGCCGUCCCAGGAAAUAUGACCCAACCCCAUCACCCACUCCACCCCACCUCUCCGCACAGGGUGUGCCAUCUAAAAGUCCAACGUUAACUCACAGUCCAACCAUGUAUGGCGAUGCGCUAAAUGCAAACCUACAGUAUUUCCAGGCUGCCCUGGGGGAGUCUAAUAUGGGCUUUCUGAACAACUCAAUGUGUACAUCAAUAACAACAAGCCCUGAUAAGGAGCACGUGAUGCCCCACAGUGAUUUAAUGUCACCGCUGGAUGAACCAGCUGUGCAUAUAAAACAAGAAGGUCAAUGUCCCGAGGGUGGAAAACUGUCGAGAUUGAUAAAACGUGAACUUGAAGCGCCAACGGAUCAUGAACAUGAACAGGAUCAUGAUCACGAGGAGGACCCAGUGGACGGAAGGGAAUAUCCCGAGAGUCAUGACCACGAUUCCGGACAAGACGAAGACAUGGCCGAAGAUUUGUCAAUGGCUCCUGACAUAAUGACAUCUGACGAUCAAAUUGAAGCGUAGUAUAUACGCUCAAAAAACUAGAUAAUUUUCUUUCGACACUUUGUCAAAAAAAAAGAUCCCUAUUCUUUUUCAAAAAAAAAGAAAUCCCAAGCACAAAAAAGGGGGAUUCCUUUUUCAAAAAAUAACUCAUCAUAUCCAAAAAAAAAAAAAAAUGCCGCGCUCUCAGCGCACGAAACAAUUAUAAAUUAACAAGAAAAAAAGAAGAUGAAGAAGAAGAAGAAGAAGAAGACUUUGUCAACCCUUUAAGACGAUAAUUAUUAUAAGAAAGUAAUGUCAAGGGAAUUGGCUCUCGACAUGAUCCAUAUCUUUAUUCAAGCAAUUACGAAACAACGAUGCAUAUUACAAGUACGCCUCGGUCGCAAUGUAUAAUAUUCUGUAGUGUAGCCUCGUUAUCGACAGUGUUUUGCUUUUCACCCGUAACCAAUUCUCAAAAUCAAUUUGGAAUUGUAAUACGUUUUAUUAAUAUUUACGGUGUGUUUGUGCAGCGAAGUCAAAAAAAAAAAAAAAAAAAGCGAAUAAUCUUAUCCGACGCACUUGUCUUUAUUCGUGUUUUUAAAAAAGGGACUAAAAAAAUUGAUUUUCAUUCGUGUGAAAAAUCAAAAUUUGUCAAAUAAGCCCCCACCACCCCCCAUCAUGGGUAUUUGUAAAUAUAAAGAAAAGCUGCAAAAAAAAGGCAAUCGCCGUAGAAAAAAAAAAAAAUAGAAAUCUGACAUUUUGAUUCAUCUUUUCGAAUGAUUAACAAAUUUUUUUCUUUCCCCCAAAAAAAAUUCUCUCGGCUGUUUUAAUCUGUGUACAAUGUUACACAACGUUUGUAGAUAAAUAUAUAAAAAAAUAAAAAAAUUAUUUAGUCGCGUAGUUUCGACCGAAGUCAAUCCUGUUGGCGUAUUCUAGAAAACCAAUUGUAUGAAUGAUGUGUUGAUGGGUACGUCAGGGAGUAAAAUGACUGAUCAAGGUAGAAUAUAAGAGAGGCUGAUUUAAAAUUUUUUUCUUUUUUUUUCAACGCCUCGAAAAGAAAAAUAUCGUGAUCUCACGAUUGUCAAUUUAAUUUUGACAUAAUAGAGAAUUGCUAUGCGACAUUAAUUAGGUGUAAUAAAAACAGAAAAAAAGACAAAUAUGCGUCGAAAAAAAAAACGGUUUAGCCCGACGUACCCGUCCGCAGCUGUAUAGAGUUCAUAAGUAGUUUCAUAUUACCGAGUAUCGAUUUAGAAUUUGUAAAUGAAAUAAUUGUCGCAGUUAAUUAAUAAUAAUAAUAAUAUUAAUAAUAAUAAUAAUAAUAAAAAUAAUAAUAAACGAGACAAGACACGAGGAACGCCAUAGCAUGCAUUUUUAGCAAAAAAAGUUAUUAUAAUAACUUGAGUAUCAAAGACAAAAAAAAAAGAGCAAUCGAAACCAUUCAUAAGCGGUGGAUAUAAACAGUAUAAAUAAACACUAAACUACUAUGUAUGCAUAUACAUAAUAUAUACGUAUACGUAUUGGGAUAUAAAAAUUUAGCCGUCGACCCCCGUCCACUCCAAAUACUCUUUUCUCUUCUCGUAUAAGUGUAUACUUUCAGAUCUUUCGCAUGCUCGUUAAAAGAAAAAAGAAAAAAAAAGGAAACGAGUACAAGAGAUUUGAUUGUAAAAUUCCCGAUAUUCCGUUACGAAAAAAAAAAAAAAUUUUAACCAGAUUUUAAAUUUUACCAAAAAAACAACUCCUGAGAUUAUUCACAAUUUUAUAUAUAUAUAUAUAUAUCUUAAUUGCUUUAUAUAAUAUAUAUUAUAUUAUUAGAAAUUUUUUCUUUAUUCAUCUAUUAUAACUCGUUAAUUGUUUUCUGUGAUUCAUAAAAAAAAAAACAAUGUAUGUGCGUUACAUUAAAAGGAUCAAUAAAAAAUUAAAAAGUUAAAGAAAAAAUUUGAUUCCAUAAAAAGUAAAAAAAAAAAAAUUCCUUAAACUAAAAAAUGUUCAUUUCUAAAAUUAAAAAAUAGUCUUUUCUGGUUUUCAAAAAUACAUUCGGGGUUUAUUAAAAAAAAAAUCACAAAAUUUAUUUCCCAAAAAUUUGACAAUCAUCUCAUUUCUGAUACGAAUUUAAAAAAAAAUAAAUAAAUUUCUGAAAAAAAAUUAUCAAAAUGCAAUUUAUCUCGCAGUUCAAACAAAUACCUGAGAAAAAAAAAUAUAGAAACAAAUUUUAAGAUAGUUUUAAAUUAAUAAAUAUAAUAAUUGUCAACUUAUUUAAUUCGGUAAAAACAAAAACAAAAAAAAAACGAUAAUAUUCGUUAAAUAUUUUAUGAAAUGAAAUUUAUUGACUUUCGUAUAUGUAUAUUAUAAAUAUUAAUAAUCAAAGUCAAAAUAUAUUUUUAUAAAGUUUCAUUAACAUCAAUUAUUGUGUACAAUUAAUUGAUUUUUACUUUUGUACAUUUUUAACUCGUUAUGAUAUGUCUAAAUCAUUAUUAUUAUAAUAAAUUUUUCCUUUAAUGUUGAGUCUAAGAUAAAUCUCCUUUUUUUUAUAUAGAAAAAUAUUAUGUGUAUAUGGUUUUUGAGAACCCGUCAUUUAGGAAAAUUGGGAGUUUUACAAGUUGUUCCACAAAACAAAAAAAAACAAAAAC
Messenger RNA from Leptopilina boulardi, 6034 nucleotides. RefSeq names its product forkhead box protein P1 (gene FoxP). The coding region runs from base 879 to 3452 and encodes 857 amino acids. The record is from RefSeq and is a predicted model, not a curated record. Gene Ontology annotation, biological process: regulation of transcription by RNA polymerase II. Gene Ontology annotation, molecular function: RNA polymerase II cis-regulatory region sequence-specific DNA binding; DNA-binding transcription factor activity, RNA polymerase II-specific. The transcript has 19 exons. Gene Ontology annotation, cellular component: nucleus. Lineage: Eukaryota; Metazoa; Arthropoda; Insecta; Hymenoptera; Figitidae.